CAUGAAGAAGUCGACGCUCUCAGUCUUGUCCCGGUGCCCCUCAAGCAGACGUCACAGAGCCCAGCAGAGAUGCCAGUGGACCAGCAGUUCUUUUGUAAAACCCUCAAGAUUUAAUUCGAGCUUUUUUUGUGUGUGUACGAAUACGAUCUCGCUGUAUGCGCCUUGAUUGUACUCACAAUUUGUCCAAAAGAGAGCGAAAAGACCGCGAGAAAGGGCGAGAAGUCACGACGAGGACUUGUGAGACUUGCACAAACAAUCCCUCCUCCUCCUCCUCAUCCUCAUCCUUCUUCCUCCUCGUUUAUUCUUAUUUUUUGCCGAGGAAGAGACAAAGGAGCACCGCCUGCGGAAACAUGAGCUUUCUCUUCGGAAGUCGGUCGUCCAAGACGUUCAAGCCCAAGAAAAACAUACCGGAGGGCUCGCACCAGUACGAGCUGUUGAAACACGCCGAGGCCACGCUCGGGAGCGGCAACCUGCGCAUGGCCGUCAUGUUGCCCGAGGGCGAAGACCUCAACGAGUGGGUCGCGGUCAACACCGUGGACUUCUUCAACCAGAUCAACAUGCUGUACGGAACCAUCACAGACUUUUGCACGGAGGAGAGCUGCCCCGUCAUGUCGGCCGGUCCAAAGUACGAGUAUCACUGGGCUGAUGGCACCAACAUCAAGAAACCCAUCAAGUGCUCCGCGCCCAAAUACAUCGAUUACCUGAUGACUUGGGUGCAAGACCAGCUGGAUGACGAGACACUUUUCCCCUCCAAGAUCGGCGUCCCGUUUAAGCGCAACUUCAUGUCGGUGGCCAAGACCAUCCUGAAGCGUCUCUUCCGCGUCUACGCACACAUCUACCACCAGCACUUUGACUCUGUCAUGCAGCUGCAGGAGGAGGCCCACCUCAACACGUCCUUCAAACACUUCAUCUUCUUCGUCCAGGAAUUCAACCUGAUCGACAGGAAAGAGUUGGCGCCGCUUCAGGAGCUGAUCGAGAAGCUGACCACGAAGGACAGAUAAACGCUGUCAUCCUUCGUCUUUUAAACGAUCUUCUAGUUUUGCACAGACAUCCCCAUUCCCUCAUCCCUCCCCCCCUCAACUCUCCUCGGCUGUAUGUAUGCAGUAUAAACUAUAUUUCCAUUUGGGGAAAUGUUUUUAAAUGAGACGCCGGAACGGGUCUAGAUGGGUUUUAAAUGCACCGGGACCUGAGCUUAUCAGGAAGCGGAGUGAAGAGCAACACUCCUCCCGCCGCUAUGUACCGACUAGCUUCGUGUGACAAUAGUGGCUUCCGAUGAUACAAAAAUAGUGCCCAGAUGUCAUCCUCGAAGCCAUUCCGAGAGCAGAAAGUUUUUCAGUAUUUUCUUCGUUUGCUGCUUUUCUCCACGAGUAGGAAACGCAUACCAAGUGCCUGGUCCAGCAUCUGCGGCGAGAACUGUACCAAGGUGUAAAGAUCCAUGCAGCCAUUUGACAUUGACUGACACGCUAAAUCCCGGCUCAUCUCCUGUAGCCGCUGCAUUUAAUGAGUUAUGCAUAUUUUCCAUUAGCCGUUUUCAUUAGGUGGUAAAUUGGUGCAUCAAAGGGUGUUAACGGUAGAGCUGGGAUAUAUUCGCCUGUGCCUUUUCGGAUAGAACUUUACCCGAGUGAGACAGACAGAACUUUCACACCAGUUGCGACUUGCCUGUUGGAGAUAAUUAAAUGCAUGGCGACGUCAUUGCGUUCAAUUGCUGGAGGCGUUCCCACCCCGUUACACCUCUGGUACAACUUUGGGUUGACUUCCAGCACCCUCUUAUGACAUGGUUAUCCAACACCAAUGUUUUCCAACCUUUACUGAGCCUAGGCGCAUAAUUUACAGUGGAGGGGUGUCAAUUAAUCAUGGAUUUUCAGUAUUCACUGUCAAGAAAUGGGUCACUUUGAGGAAACGAAAAGAAGAACUCACUUGCACCGUUCUCCUAACAAGGGGCAAAUCGGGCUACCAAGUUUUUUUUUUUUUUUUGUCCCUCUCACUUGGAAGGUUACUUUAAAACUAACACAAAACAAAAGAAUUAAACGUAUAUUAAAACACUAAACAAUGCCAUUUCAUCUAACGAAGGUCAGCUAGCCUAAUGCUAUCAUAUAAUAACUGCAUAGAUGGGCUAGCAGAAAUUAGCAUCUAUGCCACGGUAAGAAUAAAACUUCAAAUCACUGGCAUCUAUUUUCUCUGCUCUGUGGGAAUGACGACCAUUGCUGGACUUUAGUUGGGUACCUUCUCUCCCUCUUUUUCUUUCAGUCGAUCUCAGUGCUGCCUUGUUGUGGCACAACGUGGUACUACACCGAAAAUGUGCACGUCUGCAUUCGGACUUGCCUGAAUAUUGUAAAAACCCAUACAAAAUGACUACUUGCAAAGCCCCGAUUCAGCAGAGGCACUAACGACGAAUAGCGAUUAUAGCGGGGGGUUUCCCUCAGUGUACCUCCGAAGGUGGGAAGUUGCCACGACUUUGACCACUUCUCCCGACUUCUUGCCGGAAUGUCUACUCUCCAUAGACUCGCGCUUUGUCACGCGACCCAACAUCUUUUUCUCCUUCGCCAAAACUGAAUGUCCGCCUGCUCCGCUCAUGAGGCUCAACUGAGAUAUUUUUUUUAUUUGAUUUUGCAUGCACAUUGCCCGCUCUAAAAGUGUACUUUACUAUGCAAUAAGAAUUGGCACGCUUAAAAAAAAAAAAAAAAAAAAAGAGGGUUUCUCCGUUGUCGCAUUCACGCUGGAUAUAGUUGUUUUUACUUAUUUAGAUGUUUGGGUUUUGAAAAGAUUGGCUUCGCUUUAGUUUUGAAUGAGUUUUUAGAGUGUUUUUUAAUUUAAAAUUUGUUUUUUUUAGAUACAUAUGCUGUAUGUUUGCCAGAGGUUAUACUACAACGCACAAGAUGUAAAUAAUGACUUCUACGAAGGAGUAUUGGGGAAAGACAAAGGGAUACCUUCAUUUUUACAAUAAAUGUGUACUAUUAACGUAUACUUUUACAAGAAUAAAGUUGUCCUUUUUACAGGAUAAAAUUGCAAUAUUGAGUGCAUAAACGUACAGUUGCGUUAAACUCACAAAUUCACAAAAUAUUUUAGGAUGUUACCUGAUGAAUAUAUUGGUUUAUUAUAUAUAACAUCUUGACUCUUUUUGUAUUUUUUUUCCCUGUUACAGUAUUACUUCUUUAUAUUGGUAACAGCAUGUCUGCAAUAUUAAAAUGUAAUCUCUAUACAUUACACAUUUUCCUCCCCUGUAAUAUGACAAUGUAGUCUUGUUAAUUACACUCCCCCCCAAAAUUAUAUUGUGACUUAAUAUUACAAAAUUGAUUCUGGUAACGUUACGACCAUAUUUAUGACCCCCCCCCCCCCCCGUGUAUUAUGAAUACACUGGCAACAUUAAAACUUUGUCCCAGAAAUAGUACAACUUUGCACUGGUAAUUACUUUUUCAGUGUAUUCUUGCGUGUUUCUUACUUUUUUUCAUGUAAGUAACCUUUUUGUAUUUUACUGCCUAAUACUCCUUCGUAGUUUUAACUAUUCUGUGAAAGAUGCCUUUAAAUAAGCAUGGAGUUUUUUUAUUUUAUUGUUUUAUUUUUUUUUUUUAAACGCAGCUUUCCCAUCCCUCAGUUUGGAUAUUCAAAUUGUGUUCGUUGGCUUUGGUUGUUGCUUUCUCAGCUUAUCAUUAUGAACGUGUUCACACAUCAAAUACGAAAUAAUACGAAAGAAACCCGGAAGCAUCUCCCAGCUUGGCUUGUUGCUUCCUUGUUUUCCUCUCUCGCUCUCUCUCUCGGCUGUAUUCAUUGAGGAACUGUGUGUACAUAAUAGCUCGGUAUGGAUGUUCUAAUGCUGCUGAAAUGAAUUCUGCUGUUUACAAGGCAAAUAAAGUUGGCGUUGACUCUUU
Phyllopteryx taeniolatus (common seadragon) is the source of this 3866-nucleotide messenger RNA. Its product is annotated as MOB kinase activator 1B. The record is from RefSeq and is a predicted model, not a curated record. Lineage: Eukaryota; Metazoa; Chordata; Actinopteri; Syngnathiformes; Syngnathidae. The transcript has 6 exons. Gene Ontology annotation, cellular component: cytoplasm; nucleus. Gene Ontology annotation, molecular function: protein kinase activator activity. The coding region runs from base 156 to 1001 and encodes 281 amino acids. Gene Ontology annotation, biological process: positive regulation of protein phosphorylation; hippo signaling.